This is a messenger RNA of Funneliformis geosporum, 300 nucleotides long. The record is from the annotation of a GenBank genome assembly. Lineage: Eukaryota; Fungi; Glomeromycota; Glomeromycetes; Glomerales; Glomeraceae.
AUGAUCACAAAUGCUGUGAAGAAUAGAAAUGUCAAAGCUUUCUAUAAUCAUAAAUGCAUGCAACCAAAUCUAUAUCGAAUAAUCUGGGAUCUUGAAAUGCUAAUCAAAAAGCUGACUGCAGAAGAGAAAACAAAGUUAACUUCUACUGAAAGGAUGCAGAAGUAUAAACUAUGUGGAGGAUCUGAUACGCUAGAAAGAUUUGUUCUCAAAAUCGAAGAGAAACACCUAGCUAUCCAAGAAGAUUUAUCUGCACUAGCUGAAACGAUAAUGACACCAGAAGACUUGAAGGCGUAUAAUGAA